This is a messenger RNA of Homalodisca vitripennis (glassy-winged sharpshooter), 540 nucleotides long. RefSeq names its product extensin-like. The transcript is spliced from 2 exons. Bases 1 to 540 code for a protein of 179 amino acids. The record is from RefSeq and is a predicted model, not a curated record. Lineage: Eukaryota; Metazoa; Arthropoda; Insecta; Hemiptera; Cicadellidae.
AUGCUAAUUUUGCAGUGCCCUCUGUUGCAGCCUGAGGGCACCAGAGGACCACCACCACCCCAACUCACCAACCCACUCUCACAUCAAAACCACACCCUCAACUAUCACUCAAAACCACCACCCCAAAACCCCCACCCCCAACCUCCUACCACACCAACAACCCACCCCCCCACAAACACACGGCACACCCCCCAUCUCACACCACCCACACUCACCAACCCACUCACACGCCAACCACACACCCCAAUCCACCCAACACCCCCCAAAACCCACCCACUCCCCCCACCACACCAUAACCCACACACACUAACCACCCCGCUAACCCCCAUACCCACAAAAAAACCCCCCACACCCCUCACCUCAUACACUGUCACCCCAUACACCAACCCCCACCCCACACCACAACCACCCAAAAAACACAGCAACUCCGCCCCAACAACCCAACAACUACCACACACCACACUACCCCCCACCCCCAACACCCACAACCCACCCCCACAUACCCCCACACCCCCCACCCAUUCCGCCCCACCAAAAUAA